This is a messenger RNA of Fusarium venenatum, 4065 nucleotides long. NCBI's taxonomy places the organism in Eukaryota, Fungi, Ascomycota, Sordariomycetes, Hypocreales, Nectriaceae. The record is from RefSeq and is a predicted model, not a curated record.
AUGGACAACUUCACUGAGAAGAUAGCGAGGGUUACUGACCUAAGCACGUACACUGACAUGACACCAGAGUAUCUCAGGAAGGUGUUUGACGAUAUCGGCGGCAGUCCUGAGAAACUCCGCACCAUCUUGAAUCUGUGGUUCACCCCUGACUUCAAGCCAAGAUUUAUUGAGUCACGGAACGAUGCUUCCAGUGGGCUUCAUGACAUCGGCUUCAUCGAUUCACUAGAAGUCGACCAAGCACCGCGACCGCUACGUCUGAUAGACUUGGAAACAGGCAACAUUGUCGAUGUGUGGAAUACCAAUCCUUUGGAUGCGUAUUGCAUGCUGUCGCAUCGAUGGAAGGGUGAUGAGAUCACCUUGGCUCACAUCAAACGAGCAAAAAUGAUGCACCUUGAGCGCAGAGAUAACAACUCUUGCGAUAUCCCGGACAGUGAUAUUAGCAUUGUCCUCGAGCAGUGUAAGCUUGAUGUUCUGGAGCAAGAAAACAGAAUCUUAUCUCUACUUGGCGACAACUCACAAGGCAAGACUGUUAGUGACUUGCUAGCUAUGAGCGUCAAUGCUGGCGGCGCCGCAAAAGAGCUUAAUGACGCACGGGAGGAUCGAGACCGAAAGAAGUCAAACGUCGAGCGCUCUAGGAUGGAAAAAAACAUGUUUGAUCAUCUUGCCGAGCGUAUACAGCAGAACAUUGGCGGCAGCGAAAAAGUGGUCGCUGGUUCCAAUCCUACCUCGUCUCCCGUCAUUAGUGAAGCGAAAGAUAAGGUCGCUAGUCCUACCAUUCCCGCAUCUUCAGUUCUUGAUGAAGCGGAAAAGGAGUACGCAGAUGCACAACAAGCAUUCGAGGUCAAACGGACGAGUAACAAUGAGGCAAACAACGCAACCAUGUUCUUGCGCGACAAUCGUCCACUCAGCGAUGCUGUCAAUGAGAUGAUACGACUCCUUCAGCGCUGGAAAUCGGCCAUGAAACUCGAUAGCUCGAUGAAAGAGGCUCGUGAAAUCUUCAGGACAAAGCUGUACCCUAAGCGAGGGGCCUCCUACAUCUGGUCCGAUACUUGCUGCAUUGACAAGCUGAACUACGGAGAGCUGUCUCAGUCACUUUCGCUUAUGGGAGAUUGGUACGCCAAUGCAGAGUUCUGCCUCGUUCAUCUUGACACAGACUUGCAAGUUGAUGAUGCAAUUCGUAAUUGGAAUCUUCUCAAGGGAGAGAUGGGUGGGGUGGGCAAGGCAGUCGAGCAUCAUCAAGCCAUUGCCAGCUUCAGAGCUAUUGCAGACGACAAAAUUGAAUGGGCAACCCGGGCAUGGACACUCCAAGAGCUGGUCAUGAGUAAGAUGGCCUUCUUCACCAAUUCUGAGGGGAAGUCAUUGAGUCGACCAGUGGAGAGCCUUGGAUACGUCUAUCCACUGAUCCCCUUCAUCAACAUUUACACAGCUGGCGGCAUAGCCUGCAUGUUCUCUGAAGGCUUGUCAAGAGAGGCCAUAGCAAACACUUUAAGGGCCAUCGUGAACUCUGAGGCCCUUGAGUCACUCCUGGGUAAGAAUGAUGUGAUCAUUGCCGACGACAGUGACGAUGAGAAUGCUUCAGAGAGCGUCAGGGACGGUUUGCGUGUCAUAUCCAUUCUCCACGCGCUGGGCUUCGUAUUCCCCACCGAGAUGACAACUGAAACAGCUGUACCUGAGAUGAGUCGCUCUGUGUAUCUGUCAGCCUGGAAUCUUGUCAAGGAUAGGCAGGAUGGGCUAAAUAACCAUGGAAGAGAUGUUUUGCGCAUGUUGAAGAGCCAGAUAUCCUUUGAGUUUCUAUCAGGAAACGUGACUGACGAGGACGAGGACGAGGACAAGGCCAAGCCGGAGGCCGAGGCGCAACACGUCAUGAACUUUCUCUUGUUUUCUUUUGUUCAAGUAACAAAGGAUCUAGUUGUCUCUGACCGGAAGUUGAUUGCAAAGUUCGGUCAAGUGCAUCAACUAGAAUCUUGGAAGCAAGGAAUCACUCGCAGUGGGUUCUCCGCUCAAAAGGUUCUACAGCUUUCCUGCCAACGGGAGGCCACUGUGCCCGUUGAUCAUAUUUAUUCUCUCAUGGGAAUUCUCGGUGUGCGUUUUCAGUCAUUCCACGCCGAGGGCUAUGCGAAAGCCUUGUCACGACUUCUGGAUGAGGUCGUGGUAAGCCACAACGAUGUCUCCGUCUUUAACUGGUCGGGCGUGGGUAUGGGAAGCCCAGUUCGGGGCCGUUCCAUGUAUCCUGCUUCCCACGAGGCAUAUGUGAAUGAGAAAGACCAUGGUCGACGUUACAACAUGAUGAUCUCGACAGGUGUGCAGAGGAAGCGUAAAGAGGUUAUGCUGGCCUACAAUGGUGUCAUAACUUUGCUUCGAGACACUAUAGAUUGCAUCAAAACUAAGGGUCGCGAAGGUCUUCCAUUGGAUUGGGUGCAACAAAUAUGUGCGUUCAUUCGAGAGUCUAGCUUUGAAGUCCUCCGUCCGGAGUUAGACAGCAUUGGUAAGAUCCUGCGGUACAUCCAGUUGUACGGUUCCAGAUCCGCAUCACCACAGACACCGCCCGAAACGAAAGAGUCCAUGGAGAGUAACCCUUCAUCGGGUCCUGGUGGAAAUGCUGCGUUUGGGAGGAGCUUUAGCAAGCCGUCGCUAUCUGCAAUGAAGCUUCAGCCUAACCUCAAAGCCCCAAAGCUGCCUAGCUUUGGCUUUGGUGGGAUUAGCAAACCGUCAUUUUCGAGACAUCAUUCGGAACCGGUGGAGAGUGACCUUAGCCCAAUGCUAGUCUCACCCGAUCCAAAGAAGCUUGCAAAGCCUCAAGUGCCUGAGUGGUUGUCUCUGGAUGAUGAAGUGAAAGCAUAUCUAGGAGGCUUAUCAUCUUGUGAUGCAAGCAUCAAAGAAUCCGGCAAAUUACCCAGCAAGAUACAACAACUUGACUCCAAGACACUUGAGCCAGAGGCUGCGACAGAAAGUCGGGAUCCAAGAACGAGCGGCCUUCAUGUUACCGACGACCUGACUUGUCCUAACCCUAUUAUUAUUAAUAGCUCUGGCAUUGAAGGUAUCUUUGACAUACAACGCAUUGUUGUAAGCAUGAUCGAUAGGGAGAAGCUCUCAAGACAAGUGGCACGAGCGACUAGCCCAAAACAGAAAAUUUCAGGAUGGUGCAUCAUCAGUACGGGAUUCGCUAGCGUGGUUGUCAACUUCGCCUGUGACCAACACAUUCUCAAGAAGCAGCUUGACGUUGAACAAGUGGUUCAGGAUAGAGUCAUUAAGGAAGAUCGAGCUAGCAAGCUCCAUGGGAACCUGGAGAUAACAGGAUCUGUAAAGCCAAAAGAGCACGAUGGUUCUUCGCCUAAAGAUGAUCGAUCUAACAACAAUUGGAACGAGAUCGACAAGAUCAUAGCCACCAGCUGGAAGCCUACUGAGGAGGAGAAGGCAAUUGUACGUAUUAUUGAUUUCAUUCAGGAGCCCCAGCUUCAACUCGUUGCUGGCGAAUGGGUCCUGGCUCGCUUCUCUGGGGCGCAAGGGGCAAAGUGGUUUUUGUGCUACCUCGAGCUCGGCUCAACUCACUCCUUCUAUGGCCAUCGCAUCGCAGCAAGCGAUAUUGAUUUCGACAACUCGGCCAUUGAACCCGGGCUCAUGAAUGCCUGGAGAACCUACAUGAAUCGGAAGAAGAGAAAGAUGUGUAAUGUCCUGGACAAGUAUAUCAGCAGUUCAGCCAGUGCCACCAAGGGUCAGGAAAGACUGAACAAGGGUUCAAAGAUUGCAACUGAGAGCUAUGCAAGGGUUUGGGAUGCAGGAAAUCAAGGGCUUGACAGAGUCAUGAGUAUGGGAUCUAUUUCCACAUCACCCUCCGUGUCAAAGCAGCCAGUUCACGAGGGAGGUAAUAAGAAUGCGAAGGUUGAGGAGGAUGUGGAAUCCGAAGAUGAUGGGAAAUCUGGAGCAGGGAAUUUUAAGGAUUUACUCGACCAGGGUAAAGAAGCAGUAACUGCUCUGGGCGAGUACACUGUUCUCGCCGCAUAUGAGAGGAUUUGCCAAACAUCUCGACAAGCACCUGUCAACGUCAGUGUUGAAAAGGACACCUAA